Messenger RNA from Zeugodacus cucurbitae (melon fly), 2212 nucleotides. RefSeq names its product enhancer of split mdelta protein (gene E(spl)mdelta-HLH). Gene Ontology annotation, molecular function: protein dimerization activity; RNA polymerase II cis-regulatory region sequence-specific DNA binding; DNA-binding transcription factor activity, RNA polymerase II-specific. Gene Ontology annotation, biological process: regulation of neurogenesis; regulation of transcription by RNA polymerase II; anterior/posterior pattern specification. NCBI's taxonomy places the organism in Eukaryota, Metazoa, Arthropoda, Insecta, Diptera, Tephritidae. Gene Ontology annotation, cellular component: nucleus. The coding region runs from base 935 to 1567 and encodes 210 amino acids. The transcript has a single exon. The record is from RefSeq and is a predicted model, not a curated record.
GAACUGAAGAAGAGAUCUCCAUCCUUCGAUAUCCAGCGAAUGCCUUGUUGACAAGAAAAUACAUAAACAAGAUUAAGAAAAUGCUUGGUCCGCGAGGUAACUAAACUUUGAACUACUAAUUGGUACUGGAGUAAUUUAAGAUGUUAUUAUAUUUCCACACAUAAUCUGAAAAAAAAACCCUUUAAUUUUUUUUUAUUUUACAGUGUACUUUCUUCAAACACUGUACUUCUUCGUGCAUGUGAAAGUCGCACCCUAGACCGCGCCACGAGCAUACAAUACAUCCAAAUAUACAAAAGUAAAGUAACGCACGAGAGCAGAGCACGAUCAACCACCGUAGCACAGACAAAGACACGGAGGACUACUGGUACGCGCUAUACUUGAAGGCGCUGUAGACGCAUGUCUGGCGCUCGCACAGCAACCUAGCCGAUCGAGUACGAAAUGAGUACGGCAAUGCCGCUACAUACAACUCGAAUCAGAGUGUAGGAACGAAAAUGGCGAGGGAGCGACACCAAACAACAACAGGUUGUGCACACAGAGAAUUAUUGAAAGUGCGAAGCUGGUGUUACUUUAAGGGUGGCAGCAGCCAAGCAGCGCACAUGCGCGCAUACUUUAUGAGGUGCACAAGUGUGUGGACCGAACGCAAGGCUACAAAAGGAUGGCAAUACCUUGGGUUUGCAUCAUUUCUCAAACAGCUACCGUGCGGUAAACACUUGACACACUCGCCAACUCGUCGACUACGACACAAACGCUCUUGGCUCUGUCGGUGCGAAAACUUGAAAACCUAUUCGUAAAAUAAUAUAAAAGUGAAAACCUGUUCGUUACUAGUGCUUUGUGCAAACAUACAUAUAUACACUCGUGGUGCGCGUACACUUGUUCUACAACUUAAAGACGCUUAGCGCGCACUUGCAAAUCUCCGCCAAUAACAAUAUACAAUAUGGCUGUGGACGGACAACGUUUCAUGACCAAGACACAACACUAUCGUAAGGUCACAAAACCGUUAUUGGAGCGGAAGCGACGUGCACGCAUGAAUCUCUACUUGGACGAACUGAAGGAUCUCAUUGUGGACACAAUGGAAGCGCAAGGCGAACACAUCGCCAAACUGGAGAAGGCCGACAUACUCGAGCUGACCGUCAACUAUUUGCGUACACAUAAACAUGAGAUCGCCGCAAGCGUUGCACAGCAUCAAUCCGUCGGCGAUCCAGCUGGUCGCGGCAUAAAUGUGGAGAAAUUCCGCGCUGGCUAUACGCAAGCAGCCUAUGAAGUGUCGCGCGUGUUCGCUACAGUGCCGGGUUUGGAUGCAAAGUUCGGCACAAAACUCAUGAAACAUUUGGGUUAUCAAUUGAAGGAUUUGCAACAGCCAGCGGCAAUGCCAAUGACGCCUGCUAAUGAAGAGGCGCUCAAUUUGGAGGUGGUCAAACGCGCCUCCUCGGCUUCACCCACCGCUUCUGUGUCUGCUGAUGAAAAUAUGAGGCGCGCUUAUCAACAGCAACAACUACAAAUGUACGAGAAUUUGCAACGUUUGCAUGAAGACGAGCAACACGGUGAAUGCUUGUGGCGCCCCUGGUAGUGCCACUUGCAUCAUGCGACGCUUCGGUUUUUUCAAAGAGCUUUGUUUUUAGACACUCCCCAGCCAGUGGCUUUAAUAGUUUUAAGUGUUUCUAGUGUUAUAAGUAAUAUGAAAAAUAAUUUGUGAAUAAUAUUUGAUUUAUAUGUAUGUGUAUUAGUUUAAUCAUGAUCAGCUUUAUCGUUUUAAGUACAAAUUGUCUGCCUUUUUUAGAGUUGUAAUAAUGUGAUUUGCCUGUGAUAGCCGCCAACUCCACUCAGUUAGCGAUUGGUCUGUUCGUAAACCGAUCUCCAUAUAUCCCCACGUACUUCCGAGUAUAUUUAAAAAAUAAGUGUCUCAAAUAAGUUAUAUAGUUCUUUAAUAAUUAUUUAUAAGAUCAUUUAAAGCUUCCAGUUUCAUUUUUUUCAUUUAUUCAUAUUUGUAACUAUUAAGCACUUUUUCUUAUGCCUUUAUAUAAAUAUAUUCACUUUUAUCAUAUAUAUAUAUCAUUUUAUAAAUUUUAUAUCAUAGUGUUUAGCGCUUCGAAACAAUUGUAUAUUUCGCUUUGAUGAAUUAUUGGUUUAAUUGCUUUAAUAUUAUUUCAAACAAAAUGCCUUUAAUGAUAAUUUUACUAUUAUAUAUCUAGAGUUCACUGUAGACUUAAGUGCA